Molecule: messenger RNA, 1072 nt
Organism: Silurus meridionalis
Lineage: Eukaryota; Metazoa; Chordata; Actinopteri; Siluriformes; Siluridae
Product: secretagogin-like
Exons: 11
Coding region: 195-974 (259 amino acids)
Biological process (GO): regulation of long-term synaptic potentiation; regulation of presynaptic cytosolic calcium ion concentration
Cellular component (GO): nucleus; cytosol; terminal bouton
Molecular function (GO): calcium ion binding
Source: RefSeq, a predicted model, not a curated record
GCAGUUGUGCCCUCCCAGUGUUCCUCCCUCUCUCUGAGACCAGAGGUGGACUUAGAGCCACUGGAAAAGGACACACAUUUAAAAGUAUAUUCAUUUUAGCAGCCUAGGAGAGCACUCAGUCACCUGCUGGAGCUCAGCUGCUUACUACAUCUACACUACUGUACUUCCGUCCACUCUCUCAAACUCUUGGCAUAAUGGAAAGUGCUGCUGCUUUUCUGCAAGUGUGGGGUUUGUUCGAUCCAAACGAUCACGGCUUCAUCGAGGGGAAGCAUGUGGACGAGUUUUUCCGGCACGUUGUGAAGAAAUCAGGGGUGACAGACAAGCUGAUAGAGGACAGACUGCAGCGACUUAGAGACGUGAGUGCAGGAGGCCGUCUGCAAAUCUAUCAGGUGGCCAGCAUUGUCCUGCCUGAAGAGGAGCACUUCCUGUUGCUGUUCCGCAGAGAGACGCCCCUAGACAACAGCGUGGAGUUUAUGAGGAUAUGGAGACGCUAUGAUGCAGACAGCAGUGGCUUCAUAUCAGCUGUGGAACUGAAGAGUUUUCUUGAAGAUUUGCUUGAGCAGCACAACAAGAGCAUCGCGCCGGAUAAACUGGAGCUGUACACCAACACCAUCAUGAAGAUGUUCGAUAAAAACCAAGAUGGCCACCUGGAUUUAAAUGAUCUGGCCAGAAUUCUGUCCUUGAAGGAGAACUUCCUGCUGAAGUUUGAGAUGGAUGCCUGCAGUCAAAAUGACAGAGCGAGAGAUUUUGAAAAAAUCUUUGCCCACUAUGAUGUGAGUAAAACAGGAGCCCUGGAGGGACCAGAGGUGGACGGAUUCGUUAAAGACAUGAUGGAGCUGGUCAAGCCCAACCUAAGUGGGACAGACUUGGACAGGUUCAAACAGGCCCUGCUUAGCCACUGUGAUGUCAACAGAGAUGGAAAGAUCCAGAAGAACGAGCUGGCACUGUGUCUGGGGCUGAAGCUGGCUCCCUGAUGUGCAGCACACAAAGCAACCUUUUACUGUCAUGUACACACACACACACACACACACACACACACACACACACACACACACACACACACACACACACA